Ceratotherium simum simum (southern white rhinoceros) is the source of this 2024-nucleotide messenger RNA. The record is from RefSeq and is a predicted model, not a curated record. NCBI's taxonomy places the organism in Eukaryota, Metazoa, Chordata, Mammalia, Perissodactyla, Rhinocerotidae.
ACUUUACCCAGUAUGCAGAAUUGAUCCCCAGCCCAGCUGGGCCUCACACUGCUGACAGCCUGACAGUGUGGAGCAGACUCCCAGAGACAGGCAGACGUGCAGUGGCAUGGAGGGGCCAGCGGGGUACCUGCGGCGGGCCAGCGUGGCCCAACUGACCCAGGAGCUGGGCACUGCCUUCUUCCAGCGGCAGCAGCUGCCUGCCGCUAUGGCAGACACCUUCCUGGAGCACCUCUGCCUGCUGGACAUCGACUCCGAGCCCUUGGCCGCUCGCAGUACCAGCAUCAUUGCCACCAUUGGGCCAGCAUCUCGCUCCGUGGAGCGCCUCAAGGAGAUGAUUAAGGCCGGGAUGAACAUUGCGCGAUUCAACUUCUCCCACGGCACCCACGAGUACCACGCUGAGUCCAUCGCCAACGUCCGAAAGGCGGCGGAGAGCUUUGCAACUUCUCCGCUCAGCUACCGACCCGUGGCCAUCGCUCUGGAUACCAGGGGACCGGAGAUACGCACAGGGCUCCUGCAGGGGGGCCUGGAAUCGAAAGUGGAGCUGGUGAAGGGCUCCCAGGUGCUGGUGACCGUGGACCCGGCGUUCCAGACGCAGGGGAACGCGAACACCGUGUGGGUGGACUACCCCAAUAUCGUCCGGGUCGUGCCGUUGGGGGGCCGCAUCUUCAUUGACGACGGGCUGAUCUCCCUAGCGGUCAAGAACAUUGGCCCAAAGGGGCUGGAGACUGAAGUGGAGAGUGGUGGCCUUCUGGGCAGCCGGAAGGGCGUGAACUUGCCGGGCAUCCAGGUAGACCUGCCUGGGGUGUCCGAGCAAGAUGUCCGGGACCUGCGCUUUGGGGUGGAGCAUGGUGUGGACAUCGUCUUUGCCUCCUUUAUGCGGAAAGCUAGCGACGUGGUUGCUGUCCGGGCUGCUCUGGGGCCAGAAGGACAAGGCAUCAAGAUCAUUAGCAAAAUUGAGAACCAUGAAGGUGUGAAGAAGUUUGAUGAAAUCCUGGAGGUGAGCGACGGCAUCAUGGUGGCACGGGGUGACCUGGGUAUCGAGAUCCCAGCCGAGAAGGUUUUCCUUGCUCAGAAGAUGAUAAUUGGACGUUGCAACUUGGCGGGCAAGCCCGUUGUCUGUGCUACACAGAUGCUGGAGAGCAUGAUCACGAACUCCCGGCCAACUCGGGCAGAGACGAGUGAUGUGGCCAACGCUGUGCUGGAUGGGGCCGACUGCAUCAUGCUGUCGGGGGAGACUGCCAAGGGCAACUUUCCUGUGGAGGCCGUGAAGAUGCAGCAUGCGAUUGCCCGGGAGGCAGAGGCAGCGGUGUACCACCGGCAGCUGUUUGAGGAGCUGCGCCGGGCAGCACCACUGAGCCGUGAUCCCACUGAGGUCACUGCCAUUGGCGCUGUGGAGGCUGCUUUCAAGUGCUGUGCUGCUGCCAUCAUUGUGCUGACCACGACUGGCCGCUCAGCCCAGCUCCUGUCUCGGUACCGACCUCGAGCAGCAGUCAUUGCUGUCACCCGCUCAGCCCAGGUUGCCCGCCAGGCCCACCUAUGCCGAGGAGUCUUCCCCUUGCUCUACCACGAACCUCCAGAGGCCAUCUGGGCAGAUGAUGUGGAUCGCCGGGUCCAAUUUGGCAUUGAAAGUGGAAAGCUCCGAGGUUUCCUCCAUGUUGGGGACCUGGUGAUUGUGGUGACAGGCUGGCGGCCUGGCUCUGGCUAUACCAACAUCAUGCGGGUGCUGAGCAUAUCCUGAGAUGCCCUCCCCCUCUGACCCAGCCAGCCCUGGACCCCAUCCCUCCUACACACUCCCGCCACCCCACACCCCUCCUACAGCCCCACGUUUAAGUCUUCUCUACCCCCAAUCCUCCCUACCCAUCUGCCAUCUAGCUCCAUUCCAGGGUGCCCCUUCCCCCUCUCCAUUUCACACAGGCCCUGAAAGUCUGUGUCCAAUUAAGCACUGGUGAUCCAGCAGCACCAACCGUACAUACCCUGCAUCCAGUGCUCUCAGCUGGGCCCUAAGAUGCUCUGAGCCUUUAAUC